Messenger RNA from Sebastes umbrosus (honeycomb rockfish), 1029 nucleotides. It is a transcript of the gene mrps10, whose product is annotated as mitochondrial ribosomal protein S10. Gene Ontology annotation, cellular component: ribosome; mitochondrial small ribosomal subunit; mitochondrion. NCBI's taxonomy places the organism in Eukaryota, Metazoa, Chordata, Actinopteri, Perciformes, Sebastidae. Gene Ontology annotation, molecular function: structural constituent of ribosome. Bases 76 to 690 code for a protein of 204 amino acids. The transcript is spliced from 7 exons. The record is from RefSeq and is a predicted model, not a curated record. Gene Ontology annotation, biological process: translation.
GAGUUUCCCUCCGGUACACAGGGGGGCAGCACUGCAGAGCUAGUUUUCCUUUAGUGUCCCACCUUCUCCUGAAACAUGGCAGCUCCCAUGGCUCUCCGACGAGAGUUAUUCUCUCUUACAAGGAUACUCAGUGGAAUCUCACAUUUGGGACCGACAGCUUCUGGCUCCUGUUCAGGUCACAGGAAAUGUAAUAUAAUCAGGUCUCAUCUUCCGUUGGCCUCCAACGCUUCCUUCCACACAGCAACAGUGUUUUCAUCAACACCUUCAUCAAUCACUGUCACAGAAGAGCCCGACACGCUGCUUCAGAAGGUGUCGCUGUUGGUCAAAGGUCAUGACACGGCCGUGUUGGACAGCUAUGAGUUCUUUGCCAGCAUGGCGGCUAAAGAGCUGGGCAUCACUAUCGACAAAGUUCAUGAACUUCCCAAGCACAUGGAGAGGUUCACACUCCUGAAGUCAGUUCACAUCUUCAAAAAACACAGAGUCCAGUAUGAGAUGAGGACACACUACCGCUGCAUCGAGCUGUCUCAUAUAACAGGCUGCACAGCUCAGGUGUACCUUGAAUACAUCCAGAGGAACCUCCCUGAAGGUGUAGCCAUGGAGGUGACAAAGACCGCCAUGGAGAAGGUUCCUGAUCACAUCCUUGAACCCAUGUGGGAUGACCACCCCGUUGAUGACAAGCCCAGCCAGUGAUGACCAACAGAUGCUUAUUGGAUGUGUUUUCUCAGACGUCAGUGAAUAUGUUUGUUAAAUAAGAAGACGUGGAAAAAAACUGCAAUAUUACCAUACUUUAUGGUUGUCAUGGACUCGUGAACUUCUCAUCAUAUAGAUUUCAACAUUAUCAUCAAUACAGAGUUGAACAUCACAGAAUAAAGGGCCAGCUGUAGAACUUGCUUUCAUGAUGUCAGCAUGUAACAGUCUUCAUUUACUGCCAGUUGUGUGUUUUCAUUGUUUUUUUUCUGUGGCAAAUCAGUGUGGAAUCAAAUGUUUGUUGUUAUUGUUUUUUCAAUAAAUAAAUUCUGUUUAAAUGUC